UCACUCGAGGGUUUCUUCUUCCCUUCCCGAUAAAGCUACUUCCCCUCCUCCGCGACCAGUUCCCUCCCCCCCCCCCCCCCCCCCCCCCUCCUCUAAGACAAUCCAUGGCCUCCUCCUCCUCCUCCUCUACCAGUCUGUACGACAUCCCGUGGGUCGAGAAGUACCGGCCCACGAAAGUCUCCGACGUCGUCGGCAACUCCGACGCCGUCUCCCGCCUUGAAGUCAUCGCCCGCGACGGCAAUAUGCCCAAUCUCAUUCUCUCGGGUCCUCCUGGCACCGGGAAGACCACAAGCAUACUCGCCCUCGCCCACGAGCUCUUGGGCCCCAGUUGCCGAGAGGCCGUUCUUGAGCUGAACGCAUCUGACGAUAGAGGUAUCGAUGUCGUGAGGAACAAGAUCAAGAUGUUCGCCCAGAAGAAAGUAACACUCCCACCAGGCCACCACAAGAUUGUAAUCUUAGAUGAGGCCGACAGUAUGACAUCUGGUGCACAGCAAGCGUUGAGGAGGACAAUGGAGAUCUACUCAAACACCACACGGUUCGCUCUUGCCUGCAAUAUAUCAUCUAAAAUCAUUGAGCCAAUUCAGAGUAGAUGUGCACUUGUUCGCUUCUCAAGGCUGUCUGAUCAGGAGAUUCUCGGCCGCCUUAUGGUAGUGGUGGAAGCUGAGAAGGUUCCUUAUGUGCCAGAAGGCCUCGAGGCCAUCAUUUUCACUGCUGAUGGUGAUAUGAGGCAGGCGUUGAACAAUUUGCAAGCGACAUUCUGUGGGUUCCGGUUUGUCAAUCAGGAGAAUGUAUUCAAGGUUUGUGAUCAGCCUCACCCUUUGCAUGUUAAGAAUAUGAUCCGCAACGUGCUUGAGGGGAAGUUUGAUGAUGCCUGUGCUGGUCUGAAGCAGCUCUAUGAUUUGGGUUAUUCUCCUACUGACAUUAUCACCACUCUCUUUCGAAUUAUUAAAAAUUAUGACAUGGCUGAAUAUCUGAAGCUGGAAUUCUUGAAGGAAACAGGAUUUGCCCACAUGAGAAUCUGCGAUGGAGUAGGCUCGCUUCUUCAGCUCUCAGGUCUCUUAGCUAAGCUUGCAUUGGUCCGGGAAACAGCGAAAGCUCCAUAAAUAUUCUUUGCUGCUAAAGAUAGCUUGUCUCCUUUGUCUGAAAUUUUGAGAACUCUCAGCUGUUAAGCUCAUCAUAACACUCAUGCUUCACUAGUUUUCAGUUAUUUGUCAGGUGCUCAACUUGAUUACACUUAUUAUCAGUCUUACCAAGUUGGAAGUCUAGGAAAUUCCAUCAGUAUUUGAUACAUAUUCCGGUUUUCAAUUUUAUUUAACACAAAAAUUUAGGCCC
Messenger RNA from Phoenix dactylifera (date palm), 1332 nucleotides. RefSeq names its product replication factor C 2 (gene RFC2). Gene Ontology annotation, molecular function: DNA clamp loader activity; ATP hydrolysis activity; DNA binding. The record is from RefSeq and is a predicted model, not a curated record. Gene Ontology annotation, cellular component: DNA replication factor C complex; nucleus. Gene Ontology annotation, biological process: DNA-templated DNA replication; DNA repair. NCBI's taxonomy places the organism in Eukaryota, Viridiplantae, Streptophyta, Magnoliopsida, Arecales, Arecaceae.